Paramisgurnus dabryanus is the source of this 2917-nucleotide messenger RNA. Its product is annotated as polymeric immunoglobulin receptor-like. Gene Ontology annotation, molecular function: transmembrane signaling receptor activity. NCBI's taxonomy places the organism in Eukaryota, Metazoa, Chordata, Actinopteri, Cypriniformes, Cobitidae. Gene Ontology annotation, cellular component: plasma membrane. The record is from RefSeq and is a predicted model, not a curated record.
GUCUACUUCAUAGUUUCGCAGUCCAUCAAAUUUUUUUUAGACUAUUUGACAAUUAAGUACUGAAAAACAAGUGAGAUCUCUUUAAUAUCUCUUUAAAUUGGCUCGUCCGUUAUUAACCAAUUGGAAAUGCAGUCUACCCAACAAAGAAAUACAAAAGUACACAUUUUAAAAGAUGGAGCUGUGUUUAGAUAUGUUACUGUAAUGUAAACAUUGGUGACCAAAGAUUUUGGUAGCACUUUAGAGUACUGAUUCAAAGAAAGUUUAGGGGUAAAAUCAUAGACCGCAUCAAGGGUGCAAAGGGGGCGCUGAUGAGCACACUUCGGGGCAAAAAAAUGACAGAUGGGACCCUAUAGACCCUUUUAAUGUUUGUACACAAUGAUGACGUGGUAGCAUAUGCGCACGCAUUUAGGCAACGGAAGUAUGGCAAGAAUCAGCAGUGAAGCAACACGGACAGAGAAAGUUAUUUUAAAAAGUUGACUUUAUCAACUUUUUCAACACAGCUACAAUAUCCGUUAACUAUAGUGGAGUGGAUAGAAGACGUUAGCAGAUGGCCAAAAAUAAACUUGCCAGAUACAUACAUAUAUUAGUAUAUUAUAUUAGUGCAAUCAAACGCAAAAACCAGACAUUUUGAUACUGGGAAACCGUGUUAAUAAACUUUCUGAGAUGCUAACACAUUAGAACCAACGGGGAAUAACACCACUUCUGUUGCCUAAAUGCGCGCGCAGGCUAUUUGAUCAUGUGAGCUGUAAAAGGGUCUAUGGACUUGUAGACUUAGCGAGGACGCACAAUUUAAGGCCACGAGACUGAAAGUCCACAUGAAUUGCGCCAUUUGGGACAGGGCCCUACUGACAUCAUUAAAGCAGGAAGUAGAGGGCUGUAAUCCAAACCGGCCAUUUGCUGUAGGCUUUGAAAGGCGAAUUCUGUAUAUAUCGCCUGGCAUUGAACUUUGAGCUUAAUCAUUUUACAGGUAUUAUACUAACUAUGUUUUUAAAAAUGGAAUCAGAAAGAACGUGACUUUUAAAUACUAAUUUUUAAUUAAGUUAAACUUAAAAAUAAAAUGCCACUAAUAAUCCAAGUAAAACUUUUACUUGAGUUUUACUUGAAAUGUUGCACUUUUUAAAAUCUGGUUGGAAAGAUUUCUGACUUGUUAUGACCAACUUAUGUCAGUGUGCUGUGACAACCCAUGUAAAAACCACAGUUUGUCCAUCGCUGCUUGACAUCCUGUUAGAUUUUUUUUUUUAAGUGUGCAGGUGCAUCAGCACGCAGUACUUGAACAUUCAAAAAAUAUGAAGGGCCUGUUUGUAUUGCUUCUAGCUCAUGUAAGUGUGCAGCUUCAGUGUGAUAAAACAAUGAUUGACACCAAAAUUGGAAGCACAUUCACUAUUGUCUGCACCUACAAAACAAACCAGUUUAGAUUUAAUAAGAAGUACUGGUGUGUUGGAGACUCAAGAGCGUCAUGCGAGGUGCUGAUGGACACAGAUGGAUUUAUUCUGCCUAACUACAGAAAACGUGCUCAGAUCGUUGAUGCGGUUUCUAGAGGAUUGAUUGUUGUUGUUAGAGAUUUACAGCUGGAUGAUACUGGAAUCCAUUGGGUCGGUAUUGACAAAAUCUAUUCUGAUAUAAUGUUCAGGAUUCAAGUUACUGUAAGAAAAGAAAAUGUAAUGAAACCAAACGUGUGGCCUCUCAGUUCCCUCGAGAUGACAUGUUUGGGACAACCUGUUACAUUUCGCUGUAGGAGUGAGAGAGGAACGGAUGUGCAGUACACCUGGUACAGAGUAGGACAUCCCAACAACAUUGUCCUGGACCAAACUCCUGAUUUUCAGUUCCACUGUUUAGACAGCACUGAAAACGAUCAGUUUUUCUGCUCUGCUUAUAAUGAUGUCAGCAAUCAGAACAGUGAAUGGAUUUCUGUGCAAAAUCUGCAGCCUGAGAACCUAGGCUGUAUGUAUCUCAUUACAUCAAAGAUUUUCAGUAGUUAUGAGUGUAUUAGAAGCACAACAUCGCCCUCAACAACUAUCCAAGAUAAACUCUGGAGCUCCACAACGGCCUCUUACUCCGGAAGUCAAAAUCAAACAAUGUAUGUUAAUCAAACCUGCUUAACAGAAAGCUAUUUUUUAUGGUCUGGUUUGCCACUGUGGUAUGAGUGUCUUCGUUGGGUUCUCUGUUCAGUUAUGAUCACUGCCGUAUGUGUAGUGCACAUCUGCACAAAAUCAAGAUCCAGAAGGCUCAGGCUUCAGGACAAACACCAUAAAGACAUCUGACUCAGAACCACGAUCUCGGCUUUCUUAUGGUUGUCUCUGUAUGGACUGCAUGUACAUACACUGUAAAACGUUUCAGUAAAUUACAGUAUUACAACUAGCUGCCAGUAACUUACUGUAGAUUUUACAUUUAUGUUAUUUACUGGCAACAGUUUGUUCAAAGUUAAAUGAACAUGAAACAUUUUCAGUCUUUAUCCUCUACAGUAAGUUACUGGCAACCAGCUGCAUAAUUACAGCAUUUUUACAGUGUACUCUCUAUUUUACAGGUGUUAAACUUUAGAUGUUAAAAGAAAUUACAGGCACACAUGAGGUCAUUUACACUAGAAGCAUCACUUUGUUACAUAUCAUCAUCACAUUGUUUAUGUUUCACUAAAAAACUAAAAAGUUUUGCGUGAAAACUAUAUCUUUCUUUUGUAACUCUAAACAAACAACAGACUAUACUUGAGGGACUAUAGUUUGAAUCGGAAAGUGAGUGUAUAAGACCAAAUGCUACCUGAAAGCCACAACAUGUUCAACCUUACAUCCUGUUUUAUUUUAAACAACUUGUUGUGGUGCACAACACCAACACAUGCAUGUAUACAAAAAAACAUUAAGAUCCUGUCCAUUCUACAGCAACUGAUGUAUUUGAUGUAUUCCUAUGUGGAAAAUAUUUUUUCCUG